CCUUGCAGCCUGCCGCUGCAUUUGUGCUUAGGCGGUAGAGCUGGGGGAGGGUUCCUCCUCCGGGACUACCUUUGGGAACGCUCCGACCACACCGUCCCAGCGUCCCUCGAGCUCCAACUCGAAGCCCUGGACCGGCCUAAGUGCGGCAGCGUUUCCUCCUGCAGCCUCCCCGUAUCUGGAGGGGAGAGUGUGGGCCGCGCGUAGGCAGAUACUCCAGCGAUGCAUCCAGAGAAUGAAGCGCAGCCGGGCCCGGCUCCUGGACGAGUAUCGGCGGGUGGGAGAGGCUCCCAGCGGCCUCCUGGCCCAGGAGGUGAUGGAGGAAGAAUGGCUGGCCUUGCAGCCCCCCCAUGGGAGCCUGGCGGCCCAGAGGCUCAGCGAAGCUUUUGUUCAGGUGGAGGACGCCGAGGAACUGUCGCUCUUGGAGCAGAUACAGCAGGAGCUGCUGAGCCAAGAACAGGCCUUCAUCGAGGAGUACGAGCGGAGCCUGCGCUUUGACGACGCCUGUCUCCGGGCCCUGCUGGAGGGGCUGCAGGCCGACAGGCUCAUCUGCCCCGUGUGUGCCAGGUCCGGCCUGAGCGUGGCGCGAGGCGAAGUCCUGUGUGCCUGCGGCCUCCGGCUCUCCUCUCAGGCUCCGGGGCUGACCGAAGAGGCCUUCCGAGCCCUCCUGGAGGAGGCUGUGAACAGGCACAGCGAGGUGUGUGGCCGCAGGCCCGAGUUCUCUGUCACCAGCGGAGCGGAAGAAGGCAGCAGCCUCCUCCUGAGCUGUGCGGCGUGCGACACGUGGGCUGUGCUCCUGUGAGCGUGCGGUGGACGCCGGCGCAGAGUCCAAGCGAUUUUAUUUCUCGUCAUUCGGUGGCCGGACAGGCCUUUAUUCGUGGGGAGCGACACAAUAAAGUGGGUCGGGGAACGCCUCGUCUGCGCCUGAAGUGAUUUCACAAACCGGCUCCAUGAUUGCGGCUAAAUCACUCUGGUGAGGACUCGGGGUCCCCCCCCUACUGACACUUGACGAAGCCCUUCAGAUCCUCCAGGAAGUUGAUGUAUUCCUGGUGCUCCAAGGCCGUGCUGAGUUCAACGAGCUCAUCCGCAAACUUGUUGUCCACCCCUCGGUCAGCCAAGAAGUCCAUCAAGUGGUCGUACAGGGCCUGCGGCGGGGAGGGAGAGACCCCACUGUCUCUGGAGUAGGAGUUUCCAGGCCCCCUCCCCCACUCAGUACCAGCAGACCUCUGCCUCUGGGGGGACUUGACACCGCCACGUGGAAAACAUGAACACAGCAACAGAAGAAGACAAGGAAGAGCAACAUGCCCAGAGCAGAAUGUUAGGGAGCACAGAAAAGCUCGCCAGAGGACUGACUAUUCUCAGCCUGGGGGCUCUGAGCUAAAGCAAAGGAGAGUCUAGGCACUGGGCUAGAGGCGAGGGAGGGGAGGGGGCAGGGCGGGGAACCCCCUGCACCUACCCAGUCCAGGGAAUCUGUGUUGAGGGUGUAAUUUGUGUCCUUCCAUUCAGAGUCGCUGGCGGGCUGAAAGCUAACUUCCCUGAUGGAGAAAAUGUCGCUCUCAUCCUCCUCUUCUUGCCCAACCUAAAAAGGUUCCAGAGAGGAAUUGGGGUGGGGCCUGGGGAGAAGCUGCCCAGGUCGGGCCCCAUUCCAGUGUGGUGACCCCCUCCCCUCCCCCCCCCACCUCAUCUUCUGGGUAGUGGCAGUCCAGCACGAGGGCCUUCUUGGUGUCGUCCUUCACAACUUCCACCACAAAGUUCGGCGUCGACGUGAGUUCAGGCUGGCCCCAAAGAGAAGUCGGUCAGGCUGCGUCCUGCUGCCGCAGGGCCCCGGCCCUCCCUCCACCCCCAGCCACGCUCACCUCCUGCUCCUCUUGGGCCUUCUGUCCCUCGGCCGGCUCAUCGUCGAAGGUCGGCGGGAUGCUGUUGUUGAUGUUGAAGGUGACGGUGAUCCUGGAAAGGAGAAAGAGCCUGAGCGGUUUGCGCACCCCCCCCCCCCCCCGCCCCCCGCAGGCCAGGAGUCUCUCACCCAGGGGCCCUGUCAGCCUGCGGAGGCCAACCCACCUCUCUCCGGCCAGCCUCCGGACGAGCUUGGCUUCUGUGCCCUGCACCCCCAGUUCCCAGUCUCCGGACAUCUUGGGGAGGGAUUUGUGCUUCUGGAUUUUCCUCUCCUCUUUGAUUUCAUCCAUCAGGAACUCUGCAAAGGCCUUGUCCCCUGAAAGCCAAGCAGAGCCGCCCACUUGUUUCUAGGGAGACGGGGUGCCCACCGAGGCCCACUGGGUUUCGGUGCCCCACCCCUGUGCCAGAGGGGCUUCUGCCAAGCAGGGAGGCAGGGACACUCAGGAACUGGGCCUGGGAGGGAGGCAACCCCCGAGAGAUCUGGAAAGAGGCCCCCCAGCAGGGCAAAGGGGACUUGUGGACUGGAAUGGGAGCGCUGAUGUGUGCUGGUGUCAACAACGGCUUCUCUGGACAGUGGGCAUCGAAUGCCAGAGCUAGUUAAAAAUGGAAGUCUUUUUUACCAGACGUUAAAUGCAGUGGUCUAGUUCUAGAUCUGCCCCUUCGGACCUGAGGCACCUCGCUGAAAACCAUUCAGAUUUUACAGGCAAGACGUCACCCCUCUCCCAGCAGUGUGAAAUAAGCCUCUCAUUUGACUAAUGGGGUGGGGGGGCAUCUAGAACAUCUGUCCAUUUGUCAUUUACAGAACCCUAUUAUUGGCUAGGACUUGCCCCAGUUUCCCCAGUCUUUGUUUUUAAACCCUUCCCUUCCACCUUAGAAUCAAUUCUGUGCAUUGGUCCCAAGGCAGAAGGGGUGGGGGUGGGGUGUAAAAUGACUUGCCCAGGGUCACACAGCUAAGAAGUACCUUAGGCCAGAUUUGAACCCAGAUCUCUGGGCCUGGCUCUCCCCCAUCAGCCUUUUGUGAACAAGAUUAUCAGCCCCUGUGGUACCUAUCAA
Messenger RNA from Monodelphis domestica (gray short-tailed opossum), 2943 nucleotides. It is a transcript of the gene RPAIN, whose product is annotated as RPA interacting protein. The record is from RefSeq and is a predicted model, not a curated record. Gene Ontology annotation, biological process: protein import into nucleus. NCBI's taxonomy places the organism in Eukaryota, Metazoa, Chordata, Mammalia, Didelphimorphia, Didelphidae. Gene Ontology annotation, cellular component: nucleus; PML body.